Messenger RNA from Gavialis gangeticus (Gharial), 3479 nucleotides. RefSeq names its product forkhead box J1 (gene FOXJ1). The record is from RefSeq and is a predicted model, not a curated record. NCBI's taxonomy places the organism in Eukaryota, Metazoa, Chordata, Crocodylia, Gavialidae. Gene Ontology annotation, molecular function: DNA-binding transcription factor activity; sequence-specific DNA binding. Gene Ontology annotation, biological process: regulation of DNA-templated transcription.
CAGAAGUGUGUGGUCAUGUCGGUGCGGUCCCAUUGGAGGCCAGGCUCAGAACAGGCAGCACUGAGAGUCUCAGCUAGCAGCCCUUGCAUACUAAAAUCCUCCCCCGUCCUCCAGCAGGUCCGAGGUUACGCAGAGGUCAGGCGAACGCGGCCUCACAGAGCUGAACCAGCCUCCUCAGACAUGGCUGAUAGCUGGUUGACCCUACAGGCAGAGGAAGAAAGAGGACAGGAAAGCAGCAUGGGGGACUCUGGCAAUUUGGACGACAGCCUCACUAGUCUUCAGUGGCUGCAAGAGUUCUCCAUCAUCAAUGCCAACGUGGGCAAGUCUUCCUCCUCUCCCAGCAGCUCGGACCCUCAUGACUACCACAAGAUCCCUGGCUCAGCUGCUCCAUGUUCACCCUUGGCUGCUGACCCAGCUUGCAUGGGGAUGCCCCAUACCCCUGGCAAGCCCAUUUCUUCUUCCACGUCCCGAACUGCUCAUCUUGGAGUGGGCAUGCAGGCCCAGCCCAUGGAAGACAUCGACUAUAAGACCAACCCUCACGUAAAGCCACCUUAUUCCUAUGCCACACUCAUCUGCAUGGCCAUGGAAGCCAGCAAGAAAAGCAAAAUCACCCUCUCGGCCAUCUACAAAUGGAUUACAGAUAACUUCUGCUACUUCAGACAUGCUGACCCCACCUGGCAGAAUUCCAUCCGGCACAACCUGUCCUUGAACAAGUGCUUCAUCAAGGUGCCCCGUGAGAAGGAUGAGCCAGGGAAAGGUGGGUUCUGGAAAAUUGACCCUCAGUAUGCUGACAGGCUCAUGAAUGGGGCCUUCAAAAAACGCAGGAUGCCUCCUGUGCAGAUCCACCCAGCCUUCACCAACAGAGUCCAGCAAGACGCUGGCUCGGCUCCUAAUCAGGCAGCAUCCUCUUGGACCAACAACGGCGUCCUGAACGUCAACAUGGAGUCUCAGCAGCUGCUCAAAGAGUUUGAGGAAGUCACCAGCGACCAGAACUGGAAUCCAGCAGAUGGAAAAAUGGGCCACAAGCGGAAACAGCCAUUGCCCAAACGGACACACAAAACAGCUCGUCUCUCUAGCUCCCCUCUACUCACCCAGGAAGAACAAACUGAGCUAGGAUCACUGAAAGGUGACUUUGACUGGGAAGCCAUCUUUGACACUACCUUGAAUGGCGACUUCUCUACUUUUGAGGACCUGGAGCUCACACCUCCUAUUAGUCCAAUAACCAGAGAUGUGGACUUGACAGUACAUGGAAGACACAUUGACUGCCCUCAGGAAUGGUGCCCAGUUGGGCAGGAUCAGGUCCUUACAGAAGCCAACCAGAACAACUUGGACUUUGAUGAAACUUUCAUGGCUACAUCUUUCCUUCAGCAUCCCUGGGAUGAAGGGAGAAAUGAUUACCUCUCAAACUCAGUCAACAUGGACCAGUUGUUUGAACUCAGUGAUUCUUCUUUGCCAACAGACAUGAAUGACUGGAGCAGUGUGGGAUCGUUUUUAUAAGAGGCAGCUCCCAGUUGGAAGAACCAACUUGAACCCAGGCAGACUUUAUCUUUUAGCAGGAAGAUCCCAGCACUGUUCGAACUUACAAGAGAUGAAAUUUCCAGAAACGGAAACAUAUAUGGUGACUUUAUCGCGUGCAAAAUAUGGGUACUCACAAAACUCCAGAUUAAAAAGACAGAACAUCUUGGCUGGAUAUAUCUUUAAGCAACCCUUUGGGAGAAGUUUCUGGCCCUUGGGUUUCCCCAAGAGAAAAGAAUAACUGUACUUAUUUUUGUACUUGUGUUUUUAAAAGAAAAAUGGAUUAUCCUAUUUUUCAUGGGAACGGAAGGGGUAUGUGUUCCCUUUUUUUGGUUAGAAGAGAACACCUGCUAAGUUAGAUUUGACAGAUGAGAUUUCCUGGUGGUUUAGGACAUUAUAGACCAUGUGCAAUUUUCUCGUCUUUCUUCUCUCCAUUUGUCUUUUUCUCUCUCUUUAUUUUCUAUCCAGGGAAAUUCCCAGGUAUAACAUGAGAUAAUUAGAUAACAGGCAAAUAAAGGUCCCUUCUGGCUUGUAUGAGUGCAGCCUCCCUCCUUAAUUGGGGCUAGGGAAGAAGACGAGUUCUGAAAAAUCAGAUGCAAUCCAGCAAGUCUGCCUCUUCAGAUUUUUUUAUAUAGUCUUAUUAUAUAUAUAUCUAUAUUCAAAGAGACCUAUAUUUUUAGCACCAAUGCACAAUCAGUAGAGUAUCUUGUUGGCGGGAUGGCAAUGGAAAUGGGGUCCUGUUUUUACUAUAUAGAGACAUGUUAAUUGUUCUGCAAAUUAAAUAUGAAGUGUGUCAAGUGUUUGUGGUAACAAAAUAUGCAAGGGAAAAUUCCUACAUCGGAAGCAAUGGAUUUCUUUAAGGAUCAAGAAAAUCAUCAAGUCCGGGGAGGAACAAAGGGGAUCUUAAUUUCUCCAGAUUGUGCUCGCUCUUAGUUUUUUAGCUUUUUAUAUCCUGAACUCCUUGCUGCAAAUCGUGCGUGGCCAUGUUUGCCAUAAGGUCUAGGAUUGUAUCACUGUGAACCUUCUAUGGUUUUGAACCGCUGUCAAAACAACACUCUCUUGUCUGCUCAUGUGUCAGGCUCUGAGCAGUCUUUAGGGUCAUCCAGGAGGCAUAUGAAGAACCAGGCUUUUCUCAGCGUUGGUGAGGGAGCUGCCAGGACCAUGGGAAAACGUUUCUUUGUUUCAUUGCAUUGUUGUGUUUGGGUUUCCCAGCCGGGGUGAUGAGGACCAACUGUUUUGUUUUUUAUUUAAACUAAUGCUCUUGUAUUGGACUAACAAAAAAAUAAAAUGGAAUAAAAUCUGGAUCCAGGCUCAGUCAACGAGUCAUAGGCCAAAGACUGUGCAUGCAACAGACGGUGGGGAUGAAAGUGGAGGCUAAAGCCCCCUCUUCUGCCUCCUCUAACAUACUUACCUUCUACUCUGCUUCUCUCCUGAGACAACAAGACUUCUCAGCACUUACUACCCUCAACGCGCUGUGCAACGGUUAAUCAGUUAAAACUCACAGCACCCCUGUGAAGUAAGUAUUAUCAUUCCCACUUUACAGAUGGGGAUGGCAAGACAGGGAUACAUUAACUGUCUUGCCUUAGGCCAAGAGCAAAACCUGUCCCCCUGUCCUCGGAAAUGUGUGAAGGGGACGCCGGCUUGCUAUGGUCAUCUCUAAAGCAGUUAGAAAAGAUGGUGGUUUGUUGACUACCCGGAAGCCAGGACAAAGAGAAGCAACCUGACAUAAUUAUUUCUGAAGACUUUCAGCAAUCUGAGCCAGCUCCGCAGCUAGUAUAAGCUGACCAAGUCCCAGUGGAGUUAUGCUGAUUGACACUGGAGAGCUGGCCCAGGUUUUGUUGUGUACUGGGAGUGUGGAAGGGUAACUGUGAAGUAUGCAUAGGCAGCCUAGAAAUAUUUUGGUAGUAUAAAAAACAAACAAACAAACAAACAAAAACCUUGCUAAAACUUGAAUUCAAGCUAUA